This is a messenger RNA of Lodderomyces pseudojiufengensis, 3081 nucleotides long. It is a transcript of the gene TAC1, whose product is annotated as Tac1p. Gene Ontology annotation, biological process: regulation of DNA-templated transcription; DNA-templated transcription. The coding region runs from base 1 to 3081 and encodes 1026 amino acids. NCBI's taxonomy places the organism in Eukaryota, Fungi, Ascomycota, Pichiomycetes, Serinales, Debaryomycetaceae. Gene Ontology annotation, molecular function: zinc ion binding; DNA-binding transcription factor activity, RNA polymerase II-specific; DNA binding. The record is from RefSeq and is a predicted model, not a curated record. The transcript has a single exon.
AUGUCAUUGAAUGAAAAUUCAUCACUUCCCAAUAACGAACUAUUAGAUUCCAAUCGGAAAAGAAGCUCUGAACAACCUUUUAAUCCUAAGAUCACUCAAAAUGGUGAAAAGAGAAUUCGUGUCUUAACAGCUUGCGAUUCUUGUAAAAAGAGGAAGUCAAAGUGUGACGGAGAAAACCCAUGUUCAACCUGUAAGCAGUCAAAGAAACCAAAAAACUGUGUUUAUACUGAAAGGCAGAUAAGAAAGAAGUCCAACAUACCAAAGGAAAGUAAGAGGGAGAAAAAAAGUAAGAAUGAUUCGAAAAGUAAUGAAGAAGGAGUAAAAGUUGAGAAUGAGAUUGAUGACAAAGAAACAGAGUCGGAAUUUGAGCGAUCGCCCGAACUGGCAACAUAUGAGAUAAGUCAAGAACCGAAACCUACAAAUCAAGUUGAUUCUUCAAACUUUGAAAUGUUGGACAAAAGAAUGCUGAAGCUUGUGAAAGUGAUGGAUAAAAUGACAAAAACUAUGGAGAUAUUAGCAGGUCAAGUUCAGUCUCAGCAAGAAAUGGGCUCUGAUAAGGACUCUGAAACGAAUGAGGAAACAAAUUUAACAUCACAAGAAAACAAGAAACGUCUAUUGAAACACCAGAUCUCAGCCAACAACAACAACAACAACACACAUACGUCUGACUCAACAAAUAUUGAAUUUAGAAGUGGACAUCAGUAUAUAGGAACUCACUCAAUUUUGAGUAUAUUUUCAAAACAAUCAUUAGAUUGGAUGGAACAAACACUUGAAAAAGAUGGACUUGAAUAUAUUAGACCUGUCAGAAAUUUACCAUUAUUCCUACACUCGAAAAUGAAAAGAUUUAUAACAAAAUGGAUAGAUCCACCACCAGUUGACGCCCAUGCCAAAAAGAAACUAAUGGAAACUCCCUUUCCUCGUGAUUCAAAAUUAAUUUAUGAAGUGAUAGAUGUAUAUUAUAAGGAGCUUACAACAAUAAAUGUUUUAGUUGAGUCAUCUUAUAUUGAUCACCUAUUUAAAUGUUAUUAUAAUAACUACAAGGAACCUCAGAAGAAGAAAAGGUUUACUUUAUCAGAAUUAUUAAUCAUGACUAGUGUUGUGCUAAUUGGAUUGAACAAUAAAAUGGAUCAUGGAGGUUCAAAAGAACUGAAAGCGAAAUUAUCAAAAUUAUUAGAUUCAUUAACAAAUAAUGCCAUUUUUUAUUAUCAAAGAUUAUGUAUUGUAAGCGAAGGGAUUGAAACAGUUGAAGCUUUAUUAUUAUUCAUAAUAUAUCUUGAAUUCAGUUGGCUCACAAGCCAUUUAAACUAUAUUCCUGUAACAAUUGCAAUAAGAUAUGCACAAGAUUUAGGAUUACAUCGUUCUGAUUCAUUCAGGCAUUUGAGUUUUCAGGAACAAGAAAGAAGAAGACGUCUUUGGUGGUUUUGUUACUAUUUUGAUACGGAAUUAUGUUUUAGAAGUGGUAAACCUCCAACAACUAAUACAAAUGAUGUCACAACAAAUGGUGACGAAGAUAUGCUAGAAUUUUGCUUGUCCACUUCUAACGCAUUUAACGAAAGUAACUCGGAUAGGAAUAGCGUCAGUCAUAGAUUCUGUUUAGACGCAGCAGAUGAGGCAAUAUUGGGGGACAGUUCGCAACCUUUAAGUUAUAGAUUAUUGAAGAGUUUGAAAAAGUUUGAACAUACUGACCCUCAUAAUGUUCUGUAUUACCAUUUUUUUGCGUUAUUGUUAGCCAGAAUUAAAUCUAAAUCGUAUCAUUCAUUAUUUGAAGCUGCUGCUCAAGCAAAGGACUUUGAUGUCUUGUCUUCAACAUUGGAAGACUUAAAUGAAGAGAUGUUUGAGCUAGCUAGAUGGUCUGAAAGUGAAGAAAGGCCAAGAUUUUAUCAUGAUCCACAAUUUAAAUUUAUGCCGAAUGAUUGGUCAAAAAGUAAAAGAGAAGUUGUAUUGGUUUUGCAAUUGACAUUCUUUUCGCAUUUAAUGGUCAUCAAUAGAUUCCCAUUUAUUUUAAAAACUAAGUCAUUAGAGACGGAUGAUAGAAUUUUGAAAUUCAGAACGAUUGCAUUAGACUCUGCCAGGACCAUUUUGGUAUUGAUCAAACAAUUGAACAAGUCAAACACUACCGCAUCAUUUUAUAACUGGUUGUCAUAUUUACCUGUGUCUGCAUUUUUAAUACUUUGUGGUACAUGUUUAAAUCACCCUUCGGCCCCUGAAGUUCCUAGUGAUAUCAGACUAUUGAUUGAAUCGUCGUUAGGAUUUUUCGAUAUCACGGGUUUAUCAUCAGAUGCUAAUACAAUAAAAGCCAUUUUGGGCCAUGGUGAACAGGAUGAUUUUACACAGAUAUUUAUAAAAUUAAUGCUCAGAAUUGUAAUAAAAAAUUAUGAAAACAAAUCAAGAAUCACGGACUUUUCAAAUGAUAAAAAAUUACAAGAACAUUUAAACAAUAUACAAACUAAAUUUCCGGAGUUAUUUAAAAAGUUUGAUAAUAUAAAUGAUAGCUUAACUUUAGUUGGUGCAUCCCUUUUUGAUGAUAGUUAUCAGCAACAAUCAUUUGAAUACGAUCUGAUUAGUAAUAAAAGUAGUUCCAGUAAUCGUGUUAGUCCUUAUGUGAACUCCCCAAGAUAUAAUCCAUCAGUGUCAAAUAUUAUGCAUCCAGAUCAAAGUGGGCAAUCACAUUCAUCAACAUCACCUUCAUCAGAUCAAAGUAACUAUUCAAUGUAUCCAAAUCAAAACCUUCCACAACAGUUUCAAGUUGGACCUGGAAGAUCGUCACCAUUAAAUGCACCAUUUAAUCAGUUUCAUCCAAAUCAAAUAAGUCAAGAUCAAAUGUAUAUUCAACCAAAUGCAAGUAAUGUUCGUUCGAAUCACAAUGUUAAUCUUAAUGACCAAAAUAUCCCAUAUCAACAAGUGAGUUCUGAAAAUCAAAAUAAGUAUUUUGGAAAUAAUGUUCCUCCAACACCAACUCAAAUGUUUGAUAAUUAUGAUUUGUUAGCUCAACAUUUUAAUAAUGAUGGCGCUUCUAAUAUCAUAUUGAGUCAAAUGAAUAAUAUGCCUAAUUUCUUUUUUGAUAAUAAUUUAGGAAUAUAA